Molecule: messenger RNA, 7003 nt
Organism: Spodoptera frugiperda (fall armyworm)
Lineage: Eukaryota; Metazoa; Arthropoda; Insecta; Lepidoptera; Noctuidae
Exons: 2
Coding region: 319-5952 (1877 amino acids)
Biological process (GO): mitotic spindle organization; cell population proliferation; cerebral cortex development
Cellular component (GO): cytoplasm
Source: RefSeq, a predicted model, not a curated record
UGGGCAGUGUACACACAACCUUAUGUCAACUGACAUUUCAAAUUAUAAAAAAGUUACCGGAUUUCAAACGGUCUCGGAGCGGGCGGUGUAUUUGUGUUUAGGUUCAACAGCUCUGCAUCGCAUUUUGGCAAGAUUCCCUCGGGUGCGCGCGUUACAUAAAAUGAACGUCGCGUUUCGUGCCACACAAAAAGGAUAAAAAUAGAUUUUGAGAAUUGUCGCGUGGAGGACGGAAAAUACGAGUGCGGGUGGCAUCUAUAGUGACUGAAACUCAGUGUGUGUGAGUGGUGACAAUCAAGUGUUUGAUAGUGUACUUGCGAGAUGGCCCACCAAGUGGAGCCGAUGGACAUAGACAGUGACUUUGAUAACAAGGAGAACAGUUUACACCACAACAAUGUGCUGCCGUUCACGGAGAAGGGCUACGAAGAGCUGGACGUGUCGGAGCUGAACAUGAAACUCAGGUACUCUGUCACUCCAGCUUCCUCGCCUAUGUCAAAGAGCUACACUGCCAACUGCCUUGACAAUAGAAGCUUAGAAUCAGGGGAUGACACUCUAAAUGUAACAAUCAAUGAGAAUAGUAAUUUAACAAGAUCACUUAAUUCUAAUUUGACUAAGAAUGACAGUGUUAUAAAAUGUAACAAAACUUUACCACUCCAAACAAUACCUACAGAGCAGUUUGUAGACAGUAAUAGGAACACAUCAGUGCUCCGGCCUUUAGACACAACCAUAACUCAGGAUAAUGGUAAUGUAACUGUCACUGUAAGCGGACCCAGUGACAUUGAUGAUCAUCUGAGUUCAUCGUCAUCUGCAGUACAAACUCCUGAAGCAACAACACCAACUAAGGAAAUCCCCAAGAGUGACGGUGGGUCUCCUAUAAUGCGGGGACUUAAGAGUGUACUUAACAUGUUCAGAUCAUCACAAAGUCCUAUACCACCUGCAGAGAGUGAUGAUGUCGUGAAACCAGACAUUCUGAGUCCGCUGGAAGCAACAGCGGCAUCCGAAGAAGUGAAAGCAAAGGCCAUGUUGGUCUCCACACCAAUUUCAGCACAUCGGAAGAAAGAAGCGAGUCCUACUAAAAGGAAUAGUCCAACUAAAGAAUCUAUUGUAUUUAAUGAGGACCUGGAGAAAGAGCUGCAGUGGAAAGAUGAGACAACUAUAAUAUUCAGCCAGGAGCGCAUUCCUAUACACAAAUUAUUCCCUCCACUUGGUCAACCUGCAACACAGAAGCCUACUUCUAGCCAAGAAGCAGCAACUCCACAGAAAACACAGGAUUUAGAUUCUACAGUUGAAUAUAUGGAUAUAUCGUACAAUGAUUCGAUUAGAGAUAGAACUAUGACAGACAUACAAGAUUUGGCUAAUAAGAGUGAUGGACCUGUAGCUGUUGAGUCCGACGGAGAGUUUGUGGACUGCGAAACUACAUUUACAAAGAAUGAAUCUGUACUAGAAGAUAACGAUAAGACUCCAAUGAAUAAAACGCAAGAUUUAAGUGAAGAUAUUGAGAAUAUAAGUGAAAAUACAAGUUCAAGGCUUAAGCAAAUAGUUCUGAAUACUACACAAGAUAUUUUAGAUGCCACUCUGUCAAUAACCCCAGAGGAUCUACUACCAGAAAGUUUGAUUAUAAAACCAGAAGUACCAGAACAAGUUUCACGGUGUACAAACACUACAACUGAUAAUUUAACUACAACUGAUAAUUUAACUACAACUGAUUAUUUAACUACAACCGAUAAUUUAACUACAACCAAUAAUUUAACUACAACCAAUAAUUUUACUACAACCAAUAAUUUUACUACAACCGAUGUUCCAAAUGAGCCCAAACUUGAAGAAUCCAUUGAAAUGAAUGACACAAAAUUAUUGGACGACACUUUGCACAAUAUAUCUGCUUCUGGAGAAAACAUUCCUAAUAUAAAUGAUACUAUGGCUUUAUUAAAUCAAACAGAAGACGGCCAGGAUCUUAAUUUCACUAAAACAUUUGAUAUUGAGCCAAAACUAGAUGAAACUGUAGACAUAAUUAAACCUACAGAUUGUGCCAAUGAUCCUAAUUUGACUAAAGUAUUAGAAAAUGUUACAGCCGAGACAUCAAUUGAAAAACAAGAUUGUUUAAAUGAAACAUUGAAUGGAAAUAUAAUGACUACUGAAGAAUUUAAUAAGCCAAAAGUGGAUGUGGAACAGAAUUCAAACCAAGUUUCUGAGCUUAACAAAACAAAUACUAUAAGCACACAAGACAAUGAGAUCAGUGCUUCUAAUAUUACUUUCACAAUAGAUUCUAGUCCUCAAAUACUCGAUGAAGUUAAUAAGUCAUUACAUACUCCUGAUGUUGAAGAAAUCUCUUUACCUGUUAAAGAGGUAUCAAUGACUGAGUUAGCUGCAGAAGUACCCUUACCUGAUGAAGAUGAUCUUGAUAAGGAAUCUAUUCCAGAUAUUGCUAAUGAAGCACCUAACAGUUUACCUUUAGAUCUUGUUGAUGACAUCAAAAUGCAAACUGAGCAACUAGAUACACCACAAAAUGUGCUUCCAGAAGUAGCAACACAAUUAGAAGGAAAUGAGAACAUUGAUGGUAAAGAAUCAGACAUAACUUUGACCUCUGAUGAAGUUGAUAAUAUCAAACAAGAGGCUGCUUUAUUUGAACCUUUAGUACAGGAAGAAGUUCCAAAAGUGGUUGAAGCAAUUAAUGUUGCAAGUGAACAAGUUUCUGAUGAGCACAAAGCUGAUGCACACACACAAGAAGCUGCAUUGUCUGAACCUUUAGUACAGGAAGAAGUUCCAAAAGUUGUUGAAGCAAUAAAUGUUGCAAGUGAACAAGUUUCUGAUGCACACAAACAAGAAGCUGCUUUAUUUGAACCUUUAGUACAGCAAGAAGUUUCAGAAGUUGUUGAAGCAAUAAAUGUUGAAAGUCAACAAGUUACCGAUGCACACAAAGUUGAUCCUGUUGAUUUACUACCAGUAACUAAUGAUACAGUUAGUACAGAAGCUCAGAAAAUAGUUGACCAAGUAAUCAGUGAUGUAGAAAUAAAGUUAGAUGCAGUCACAGAGCCUCUUAAUGCAACAGUUGAAUUUACCACUGAAGAAAAGCAAGGGAAUAUGUCCAUGAAUAUUAAUGAAAGUGUGGUUGAAUUAAAACCACUUCCUGAUAUCAUCAAUCAAGUGCCUAAUGUGGAAAACAUUGUAAUGGAAACUAUACCUGAACCAGUGAUACUAGAACAACCUACUGCUUUGCCAGAAACUAAUGAAAGUGUAGUUAAGGAAGAGAUUAUCUUGGAGCCUACUAUUAAAGAUGUACCGGAACUCUUAACACAAUCUCAGGUUUCUGAAGUAAUAAAACCUGAUGAUGUCGUUGGACAGGAGAUGGUUGUAAAUGCUGAUGAAGCUAAUAAAGUCUCUGUUGAAACCAGUGUUGUUGAAGAUACACCUGCAAGUGUUGACCAUACCAGUCCUGAUGUAAUUACUGCAGAACCUCUUAAGCUUGACGAUGAAGUUCAGCCUGUUGAGCAAGUUGAGGGACCUACCAGUGAAAACAUUGAAACCAAAACUGAAGAUGAAGAAAUUAUACUAUCUGAAAAUAAUAGUCCUUUUGUAUCAGUCAUUGCUGAAAAUAUUCCUGAAGAAGUUAAAGCAGAAGGAAAUGUUGAGGUUUCGAAUGUUAAUGAGCAGAUAGCGACAACCAACAGGAUCGUGUUCACUCCACCAGCCUCUCCACCAAUCGCCUCUAAGGGCUACAACUUCAAUUUUGACGAAAUCGAUGAUCCGUUCGCUACUAAAACCAAAAUAAGAAUGUCACCUUCCCUUGAAACUCCAGUCAAAACUGUUGAACCACCAAGUAUCAAAAGCGCAGACAAAAUUAUGCCGAAAAAAGAAAUCAAUAACAGGAGAAAAUCACAACCGGAGAGAACAAGACCUGCUGCUCCUAAGAGAAAGUUUAAUUCUACUUUUAGUGGUGCUGUUAAUGAUAAAACAGCUGAGAAAAUCGAAACUUCAGGUGAUGGUGACUUAAAAUUAGAAUCACCACCUAAUGUAGCUUUGGAACCUAGCAAUGUCGUGAUUGAAGAAAACAAAACAACUGAAGAAAUUACAACAGUGCAUGAAAAUACUUUGGAUGUCACUAAAGAAGUAGUUAAACAAGAACAAGAAGUUAAUGUGGUCGCCGCUACACCAUCCCCUGUGCAGACUGAUGACUUAAAAACUACUUCAUCUUCAGAGCAGUCUACUUAUUUCUCUGCGGGCACAUCAUCAAGCGAAAGCUUGCCUUCAAGGAAUGUCUUCAACAUACCAGAGAUUGAUGAUAUGAACUUUAAUCCGUUUGCAACAAAGUCUAAAAUGCGUCAAUCUCCAACUCCGAGUUUCUAUGAUAAUGAAGAAAAUCCUUUUGCUACUAAAUGCAAAAUUAGGAACACUCCUGAGUCUUCCAUGAUAUUACCGGAUAAUGAAAUAGUAAAAAAAGAAGACAAUGUAAUUACCGAAUUACCUAAUGACAAAAUAGACAUCGAGUUAAUGGAAAAGGAUUCUUCAGCAAACUUGAGUAAUGUAACUGCUUCAUCUAAAGCUACAGACGACAAAAAUGGCACCGUCAGAGAAGUAAAUACUGAUGACGAUGACACUGUCGAGGGACCUUUUCUAGAAGCCGAAGCUGGCGAUUUGCAUACUGAUGAUAAAAUGUUGGACUUUGAUGGUGAAAAUAUUGACAUGAUGCAGUUUAAUGAAUUACCACCUCAAGCAAAUGAUGAGAAUGCUGAUAAUGGUGAAUUGUUUAUAGAUGCAGAGGCUUUCGAGUUUCUCUUGAAUCAGAAUAAGAGUAACACAGUUGUUGACAGUGGUAAAGAGAGUUUGUUCCUCAAGUUUGAUCCACUUUUCGCAAAGAGAAUGUCAUCUAUCACAUCAGAUGGUUUGGUAGCUUCUUUGAAUAAAAUUCAGAAAAGACAAAGUACUCCUACAAAGGCAGCAAUGCCGGCGAAGGAAGACAGGUCUCCUAUUCCUGGACCUUCCAACUUGAACAUUACCCAAGACAUGGACAUAAGUGAGGAAUUCAAUGAUGAUCUUAACGUCACUGUGUCUAAGCCGAUGAUGGCUGUUCCCCCUGCUGUGAACACAGUAACACCUAGAAACAAGUCAUUGACCCCUAACAGAUCGAACAGGCGUUCUAUUACAUUCACGUCUCCUGCCAUGGCUGUUAUUGACAGACUACUGUCUUUGAGCGGCAACACUUCCCUAAUGCACGAUACCAGUGUCACACAACCGACCAGGGAACAAAAUGAAGCCGAUCUAGCUCUCACACAGUUACGAGAGCUUCUUGCUGAGAAAGAAAUAAACGUUUACAGUCUGAGGUCUGAAAGUAAAGAACUUAAAGAUAGAUUAUCUUCAUUAGAAUCUCAUUUGAAGAGCUUAGAAGAAGAAAGUCAGGAUAGACUGAAAAAGAUCAAUGACUUGAAUGCUCGGCUUGCUGAGAAGACGAAGAUCAAUAAAGGCAUGGCGGCUGUAGUCGAGGAAUAUGAGAGGACGAUAGCUAGUUUGAUCUCGGAAACGGCACAGGACAAGAAGAGGCACGCGGAAGAGAGAAUAAAACUAAUAAAUGAGAGAGAUGAACAGACGGCUCACUUAGCCAGUAUGGAGGUUUCAUUUAGCGACCUUCACAGUAAAUAUGAAAAGAGUAAACAAGUCAUUCUUAACUGUAAGGCAAACGAAGAUACAUAUAUAAAAUCUAUAAAAGCAUUUGAAGAAAACCUAACAAAAAUGCAAAACAAUUAUGAGCUUUUGAAACAGCACGCGACGUCGAAGCUCAACCACGCGAACCAGGAGUUAGAGAAGAUGAACAGGGCGCACGAGGCGGAGGUAUUGAAGCUUAAUGCCAUGAUAAAGAGGAAAGAGCUCCACAUCACGUCACUAGAAGAGUCCCUUGCGCAAAAGACGAAGGCGAACGAGGAGCUGACAGCCAUAUGCGAUGAACUCAUCAAUAAGGUUGGCUGAGUAUAUUUUAGGCUUUUCUAUAUUUGUUGUGUCUGUGAUCUAGGCGGAUACUCCGAGACUUGCUUUUGUGCUUAUCCUAAGAUAAGUAGCAUUAAGUUGUAACUAGUCUCUACGUUAUUGUGCCAAAUCAUUUUAGUGUAACGACAUUUUAUUCCUGUUGUUUAAUAUGUACUCAAAGACUGCAAAAUGUGAUAAAAUUCGAUUUCUAUAAUCAUGUUACAGUGUAUACUUAUAAAUGUAAUGUUAACGAGACCAUGUUUCACCCAGUACAUCAGACCACAGCACUAUUACAUUAUGCUGGCCAUAAUUAAAGUGUGCGGAUUAUAAGUCAGACACAGAUCUUGAUAUAAUGAAAAUGUAUAUUUUUUGUAUGUAUAACUGUUGUAUUUAAAUUCCCAGAUAUUUAUUUUGUAUGCAAACAUUUUCUACAAUAUUUUUGGGAAAAUAUAAAAGUACGCGAAAUGAUAUUUUUGUAGAUAUGUUAUUCAUGAAAAACUAUGAUAUAUUUGGUAUUUAGAUAAUUAUAAUGAUGUGUAUCCUGUUUGUAAUACCUGACUGUUUUAGACUAACAUCAUGAAAAAUGUUUACCGUAAGAUCGGGUUUCUUUGACUCUUGGGAGUAACUUUGACCCAACCCUCUAGACCAAUGAAAUAUGCUUUGUUCUGGAUGCCUAUUGGUUAAAGAAUUUGGGUAAAAGUUACCUCCUAGGGUCAAAGAAACCCGGUGUUACCGAUAAUGUUAAUGUUACUGCUCAUUAGCCUCGCGCUGUAACGUGCAGAUUUCGCGUUAACUUAAUCUAAGCAGUCUUUAUCUGACCAACCUCGAUUCUUCAAUUAAUAAUUGUGACAUAGCAUCUCAUUUUGUUCCAUAACUACCGAUCUCCAAUAAUAAUCCCAUUAUGCAAUUAGAUAAUAAUUUUGGACAUGACAAUAAAUUAUUCAAUGUGAAAUUAUAAUAGCUCGACUUCCAUAUAACGGGUUGUUUGUCAGUUAUUUUUGUAUAAUAUAGUUUUUAGUUAUUAUUUUAGCAAAUAAAGUUGUCAUUUUUCAUA